Ctenocephalides felis (cat flea) is the source of this 2322-nucleotide messenger RNA. RefSeq names its product dolichyl-diphosphooligosaccharide--protein glycosyltransferase subunit STT3B (gene Stt3B). Gene Ontology annotation, cellular component: membrane. Gene Ontology annotation, biological process: post-translational protein modification. NCBI's taxonomy places the organism in Eukaryota, Metazoa, Arthropoda, Insecta, Siphonaptera, Pulicidae. The record is from RefSeq and is a predicted model, not a curated record. Gene Ontology annotation, molecular function: dolichyl-diphosphooligosaccharide-protein glycotransferase activity.
UCAGUGGUCUGACAGCAAUAUCAACAUACUUCCUAACAAAAGAGCUCUGGUCAGCCGGUGCUGGUCUAUUCGCAGCCUGUUUCAUAGCAAUCGUACCAGGCUACAUAAGUCGAUCGGUUGCCGGUUCUUACGACAACGAAGGAAUCGCCAUAUUCGCUCUACAAUUCACCUACUUUUUAUGGAUAAAAUCGGUAAAAACCGGCUCCGUGUUCUGGGCAACUGCAGCAGCCCUCGUGUACUUCUACAUGGUCAGCGCAUGGGGCGGUUAUGUAUUUAUAAUCAAUCUGGUGCCUCUGCACGUGUUUACGUUGCUCUUGAUGGGACGAUACUCUCCGAGAUUGUUUACGAGUUACACAACGUUUUAUAUACUAGGACUUUUAUUUUCGAUGCAAAUUCCGUUCGUCGGUUUCCAACCGAUCAGGACCAGUGAACACAUGGCUGCUUCAGGAGUCUUCCUGCUACUGAUUGCAGUUGCUGCUUUAAAAUACACGCAAACGAUGCUCUCCAAGGCCGAGUUCCAAAAACUGUUUUUAGUCGGAGGCUUCACAGCGGCCGUUGUUGUGUUUUUGGGGGUCGUGGCGCUCACUUUGUUGGGUGUAGUUGCGCCUUGGAGUGGAAGAUUUUAUUCUUUGUGGGAUACAGGAUAUGCUAAGAUUCAUAUUCCGAUUAUCGCAAGUGUUUCGGAACAUCAGCCCACGACCUGGUUUUCGUUCUGUUUCGAUCUGCACAUCCUGGUGUAUACGUUCCCUGUUGGACUGUGGUACUGCGUGAAGAAUAUUAAUGACGAACGUGUAUUUGUUGUUCUCUAUGCUUUGAGUGCUGUGUAUUUUGCCGGUGUCAUGGUUCGUUUGAUGUUAACUCUGACACCUGUUGUCUGCGUGCUGUCGGGAAUAGCAUUCUCAUGUCUGCUGGACUUGUACUUAAGGGAAGAUGAAUCGACUGGGUCUUCUACCGAUGUUAAUGAUAGCGAAGGCGACGAUGGAAAUAGUUCUACUAAAUAUGAUAAGGCCGGUAAAUUACGAAAGUUACGACACGAACAAACCCACGAAGCAGGAGCCGCAGGACACGGUUCCGGCUUAGGAGCAAACAUGCGCAGUAUUGUGAUAAUUAUAAUGAUGAUGUUACUGAUGAUGUUUGCCGUACAUUGCACCUGGGUCACAGGAAACGCCUAUUCGAGCCCAUCCAUCGUCCUGGCAUCCUACAGCGGAGACGGUACCAGGCAGAUCCUGGACGAUUUCCGCGAAGCCUACUACUGGUUGUCCCAAAACACGGCAGACGAUGCUCGUGUCAUGUCCUGGUGGGAUUACGGUUACCAGAUAGCGGGAAUGGCCAAUCGGACGACCCUGGUGGAUAAUAAUACGUGGAAUAAUAGUCAUAUAGCCCUGGUGGGUAAAGCCAUGUCCAGCAAGGAGGAAGAUGCCUAUGAAAUCAUGACCAGUUUGGAUGUCGAUUAUGUUCUGGUUAUUUUUGGAGGAGUCAUCGGUUAUUCGGGGGAUGAUAUUAAUAAGUUUUUGUGGAUGGUCAGGAUUGCAGAGGGGGAGCAUCCUAAGGAUAUAAAGGAAAGUGACUACUUCACCGACCGCGGCGAGUUCCGUGUGGACGCCGGCGGAGCGCCCGCCCUUCUGAAUUCCCUAAUGUACAAACUGAGUUACUAUCGUUUCGGAGACUUCAGACUAGAUUAUAGGGGUCCAUCGGGCUUCGACAGGACACGGAAUGUAGUUAUCGGAAAUAAAGAUUUCGAACUCAAGUAUCUGGAGGAGGCCUACACGACUGAACACUGGCUGGUCAGGGUGUACAGAGUCAAGAAGCCCGAUGAGUUCAACAGGCCUAGGAUCGAACAGGCUAAUAGGGUCGUCAAGACGAAACAGCUGGUUUCGAAAAAGACGACAAGACGCAGAAAAGGUACCUUAAAAAAUCGCCCCACAAUAGUUAAAGGCAAAAGGACGAUAGCAACUAAAUAACAUAAAAUUAUUAUAUAAAGAUUCCAAUCAAUUAUCAUCAUCACCGUCGUCGUCGGCCACAAAGAUGAGAACCAACCGGCGACUGAUGAUCUAACACAAUGAUGAUGAUGAUGAUGAUGAUGAUGAUAUGUAUAUAUGUAAUGUUUUUACGGUGUUAAUUUACUAUUAUCGGGACGAAUCAGAUUUUAUUUAUUAAGAAAUGGUAAGUCAGUCACAAAUAUUUUUUCUAAGAGAUGAAUGAUGCACAAUCACAAAACAAAACAAAACAAAACGAAUAGUUAUGAUUUUAAUUUUCUAAUUUUAUGUAUGAUGUACUUCUUGUUGUGUAUUUUAUAUGCAAUAUUGAAUAAAUGAGAGUUGA